This is a messenger RNA of Lactuca sativa (garden lettuce), 1081 nucleotides long. NCBI's taxonomy places the organism in Eukaryota, Viridiplantae, Streptophyta, Magnoliopsida, Asterales, Asteraceae. The record is from RefSeq and is a predicted model, not a curated record.
GAUUCCAGUCACCUUCAUCAAUCGAUGCAGAGUUUGAUUCGCGUAGUUGAAGACAUAUGCAAUGGGCGGCAGUAGUUUGAAGAGAGGUGGCAGUGAUGGCUGGUGCGAAUGAGGAUGGUUGUAAGCUAGUGAUGUGAGGUCUGAAAGUUAAAAGAAAGAGGCCGGCCCCCUUUCAAGCACUUACUACAGUGUAAUAACAUUUCAUAAAUGUUAGAAUACAAACAUCAGAUAGAUUAAAUCAAAUCAAAUGUUCUGUUAUGUUCUGUUUAUUUAUUAAUCAUGUUUAUAAUGUAAUGGAAUCCAACACUCAAAUUAUAAGGAACUAACAAAAAAACAUGAACCAUUCUUUUCCCCUGUAAAACCUCCUCAGUUUAAAAGAAAACCAUUAAUCUAGGAGUAAUUUGACCCAAUCAAUUCCUAAGCAAAAGUAAUCCGUCCAUGUUUCCGCAAAUUACAAGAUGACUUCACUAUUUAAAACACGUAUCUCGUAUUCCUGUUCCUAUCAAUCAAAAUCAAACACAAAAAGUCAAAAACAAUUUCAUCGUUUUCCAUUCCACCAUGGAUCGCUCGACAAAAGUGUUCAUCUUGAUUUCUUUCUUCUUUUUAUCGGUCAUCUCAAAUUUCAAUCUCGUUCAUGCUGAAGAAUUGUUUGACUGUACUUUUGAUCAGGCGGUUAUGAAAAGCCAAGACAAAUGGAUUGUCCAGUUCCUUAUACCUCAGUGUGGAGCCGUUAAAGGCCUUAAACCUGAAUGGGACAAAGCUUCAGCUAAUAUGUGCGGAAAGGUCAAGUUUGGUGAAGUGAACUGUCAGAAUUGCCCAGAAUUAUGUGGUAAGUACAAGGUACCACAUUUCCCAUAUAUUUUACAAUUUGGUACAGAUAAGACAAAAGAACCUAUCCAAUACAAAGGAGCAUGGAGUGCUGGAGCGCUAGAAGAAGCUGCCCUUAGUAUCGCCUAAAAAUAAGUUUUGAGUGAGGAAUAUUGCAUCGGAAUACGACUUGUUUUAAUUUGUCAUAAUUGUGAAACAAUGACACCUUUGUUUUGUUAUGGUGUAACUUUUGUGUAAAGAUCUAAUAAAGGAA